AUGGGCCUCGUCGGCGUCUUCUCCUCCCAAGUGCCCUCAUCUCCAUCUAUGGAGGAGUCUUACUCGACAACGGGGGCAUAUGGGCUCGAUGUUGUUUAUGAUCCAGAUUUCGCAAGCGUGGACAUCGUCUUCGUUCACGGAUUGACAGGGAACAGGGAAUCAACGUGGACAGAUAAAAAGUCCAAAAUCUUUUGGCCCAAACAGCUUCUUCCGCGCGAUCUGCCUACUGCCCGUGUUUGGACUUUUGGGUAUGAUGCCGAUAUCAUCGGUGCGCUGAAGACGGCUAGUUCGAAUACAUUGCGGGAUCAUGGAAAAUCCCUGAUGCAUGAUUUGUCGCUUGCGCGGUUGAGACAGAAAUCUAACCGACGUCCUCUUAUCUUCGUUGCUCAUAGUCUUGGCGGCCUUGUAACGGAACAAACACUCGUUUGUGCACGUGAAUCACCCCAUCAGCAUCAUAAAGAUCUCCUGGAGUCCACAUUUGCUAUUACGUUUAUGGGGACUCCGCAUGUUGGUUCUGCGCAAGCGAACUGGGCUACGCCGUUGACGCGAUUGGCUCGGGUUCUCCGUAGGACAAACUCGGAGAUUGUGCAGGUCCUUGAGCCGGGGUCUGAGAUGCUUGCUAAUCUACAGCAAGGGUUUCAUACCAUGUUGGAGGAUUAUCGGAGGAAUCAUGACAAGACUAUUGAGAUGUUUUGUUUUUAUGAGGAGUUGGCUGUUACGGGGAUUGGCAAGAUUGUUGAAGAUCAUUCUGCUAUUCUGAGUGGUUGUUCUAAUCGCAGUAUCCAUGCUGAUCAUAUGGGGAUGACCAAGUUCGGCGGUAACCGUGAUCCUGGGUAUGUUGCUGUGAGUGAGCAGUUGUGGUUGUGGGUUCAUACCCUAGAGGACUUGGAGGCGCAGGCGCAGGCUGCUUCGGUGAGAACACAGUCGCAGCCGCAACACCAUCAACACCAACAGCAGCGCACUAUAGAUUCUGGUGGUGGGCCUAUAUUCCUUGGAAGUCUGACUGCAGGGCGAGAUUUUAUAAACUCGACCCAAACUAGAUAA
This is a messenger RNA of Penicillium pulvis, 1044 nucleotides long. RefSeq names its product esterase/lipase family protein. NCBI's taxonomy places the organism in Eukaryota, Fungi, Ascomycota, Eurotiomycetes, Eurotiales, Aspergillaceae. The transcript is spliced from 4 exons. The record is from RefSeq and is a predicted model, not a curated record. Bases 1 to 1044 code for a protein of 347 amino acids.